ACAGGCGCCAGCAGCGACACCAUCCCUCUACCUACCAAACUGAGAUGCAUUCCUAACCCUCAGUGCUUGUGUGACGGGUGGUGGGGGUGACGAAGAUGGAUGAGGAUUUCCUGAGCAGUACCCUGACUGCCUCUGAAUCAGACCUGUCCUCGUCUUCUUUCUUGACAUUGGAGGCGAAGGCAGCCUUCAUCUUUGUCCUCAUUCUCUUCCUCGUCCUGGGUCUCCUGAUCGUACGCUGCUUCCGUAUCUUACUCGACCCUUACCGCAGCAUGCCCUCCUCUACCUGGACUGACUACAUGGAGAAGGACACCUUUGAUUACCGUAUUGCCUGAGGGGUCCUUCCUUAUCAAGGCUUCUGCACUGCAUUGCCUGAGGGGCUGGUGACCAGAGCGGUUGCAUUGCCAAAGAAACAUCCAAGAGAACUAACUAAGAGAACUUCCACGUGUCCGGAUUCAGCACGAUGAAAAACCUUUGCUUGAGGAGCUCUACUAUGAGGCAGGGACGACGGCAGUGGGAGGUUCUUCACCUCUGCCACAGGGGGAUCACAGUGUUUCCUAAGCCCUUAAACAUUUCAGAUAUACUGUAAUGCCAGAGGGGUCCUUCACUGGGGCUACAAGGGUAGCUGGUGUAUUGCCCGAGGGACAGUCUACAGUAACUGAAAUAGAAAAUCUGUUUUCCUCUUAAAGGAACAGGGGGAGCCUGUCAUCUCCUGAAGCAAGCGAUAUAACUGGUCCAGUGACUGAGCACAGCUUAAUCAUUAGAGAAGUCCAUCUUUUUGUACACAGGCCUUUCAGAUUUGUGUUCUAAAAUGGCCUAGGUUGACUGUACUUAUUCAGUCAGUCACACACACAGUCAGUCAGUCAGUCA
Salmo salar (Atlantic salmon) is the source of this 867-nucleotide messenger RNA. The record is from RefSeq and is a predicted model, not a curated record. Lineage: Eukaryota; Metazoa; Chordata; Actinopteri; Salmoniformes; Salmonidae.